AAUUGAAGGAUGUGAGAAAAACAAAGUGGGGAAACAUAUGAAUGUGUAAUGUUAUUAUAGGAGUUUUGGGAGAGGACUUUUUUGUACUAUAAUGACACAAAAUGGUAGUAAAUUGAAGUGACCCACAGGGGUUAAAAAUAGAUCUCACUGCUGGGUGCAUACUUAAAACAUCACAUGCUGUUCAGAGGUUAAACUACUUAAAAUUGUUUUGCAAACAUAAUGAUUUCAGAUAUCUGCAUUAAAUCAGCUUCCCACUACGGUGUUUGCCAGCCAGCUGUAACCUUUUGUCUUACACAAUGUAAUUUGUCAGCGAUUAUAAGUUUUUGCGUAAGUUGCAUAAUUUGUGUAAUUUAAUCAGAAUUGCCACGUACGUUUUGGGCAGAAGUCCAGACCAGCUCUGACACAGUGUGUCGCAACAGCUGAUAAUGCUACAGCACAGAACAAGAAUAAAUGAAAGCUCAUUAGGAGAAUGCGCCUUUUGGAUUCGGUGUUUUCUUGGGAGCUGUGUGACCUCUGUUUGCUUUUUAAUUUGGGGUUUCAGGUGAGUGAUGGAGACGAGAGAGUUGACGGUGGUGGCUGGCAGCUUCGCGGGUUUCCAGAUUCUCUUCUCAGUGGCCAGCCCGCGGCUCUCCGCCGCCAUCACACCAAGUUAUAGUCGGCUACCUCCCACCAAGCUCACUGAGUGGAACUCCAGGUUGGUUUCCACUGUGCACGCCUUGAUUGUGGGUUUAUUCUGUUUAUACAUCCUGUGGUUCGAUGAUGCAGUCAACGCCAACCCGGUCUGGGGUGACCCCAGUCUGGUCAAACUAAAUGUAGCCAUAACCUGUGGUUACCUCCUUUAUGACCUGGUGCUGCUGGCCUGUAACUGGAGCACCAUGGGGGACAGUUUCUUUGUCUGCCACCACUUGGCGGCGCUCUAUGCUUAUGGAUACGUGUUGACACGCGGCGUGCUUCCCUAUUUUGCCAAUUUCCGUCUAAUUUCAGAGUUAUCCACACCAUUCGUGAACCAAAGGUGGUUCUUUGAGGCACUGAAGUACCCCCGCUCGCAUCGGCUGGUUGUGGUAAACGGCGUUGCCAUGGCAGUGGUUUUCUUCCUGGUCCGCAUCGCCGUCAUGCCGUCCUACUGGGUCAGUGUGUUCGCCACCUUCGGCACUCCAGAAUUUGAGCGGUUGGGCCUGGGAGCCCAGGUGGCAUGGAUCACCUCCUGCAUCGCCCUGGACAUCCUGAACACUAUCUGGAUGCAUAAGAUCGCUCGCGGCUGCUACAAAGUCAUGACCGGGAGAGGAGGACGAAAGGUUAAGGACGGGGCGGAGACGUCGCCGUCUUCAGACAAGAAGCACGCAAACAACCACACGGACUGAUGCCGUAUUCAGACCCGGACGUGAGCAGGAAGGGAAGCGGGACACCCAGGAGCCUCACCGCCUCCUCCUUCCAGCCUCAGCACCCCUCCCACCCUCAGUCCCAGAGUCCUCAGGUUCUGACCCCAGUGGGGGGAUGAGGAGCGUGCUCGUUGACUCAUUCAAGCACCAGCGUUCACAAACCUCACGGUUAUCAGAGACCGAUUUACAUCAAGAAGGAGAGGUUAGCAUUUUGGUUGCAGACAACAAGGUAGAGCUCAGAAGCACACUUUUUCUCACCAUCUGUCACUCAGCUCCUCUACUCCCACCAUCCCUCCUUCAUCUCCUCUUACACGCGACUCCAGCCAAAGCCCAAUCCUCUGAAGUGCCUGUGGGAAAACAGGAAAGCAAUAACAGUGGAGGAGGAAGAUCACAAACCCCUAACAAAGUUGAAGAAGCACACCCACGGCUACCGGACGCUUCACCCGUCAUUCAUUCUCAGUCCAUGCUUGAUGUAGCGUGGCUUACGGAGCGAAGAACUGUCAGACCCACACGGUGUUUGUCAACCUACAGGGCUCUUGUCUUAAAUUCAUCAAACCUCAGAAGAAGAAGAGACAGAAAAAACACCACAAUGCCUCUCCUACAGAAUUACCUGCUGUGGCCUCCUUGAAACAAGUAGCGCCUAUUUACAUCACCAGCUCCCUAAAACAAGUUGGUCUAAUUAGGAUUAGAGAUGUAAAACACUUACUAUACGCAUGCAGGAGGACAUGCCCCAACAUCAGGUUGUUUUUUUUUAUUGCAGCAGUCAUUAGCAGUCAUCCACUACAAGCCUCUGCUUCAGCUGGAAUGUUUUUGUUCUACCUCUCCCCCUGCCUUACAAAGACUCUAUAACCCAUUCGCUAAUUAGCUCUUUAUUUUAUACACACUUAAACUUGUCUGAGACUCCUUCAUCAGAACUUAUUCCCUCACAGAUCCGCUUGUUCUUCCCAUGUGUGCAGCACGCCGCCAUCUUUUUCCCUUGCCAGACACCAAAACGGUGCUGUACUUCUCUGUUUUUUUAAUUGCCAGCAACAGGAAUGCUAGCAGUAUUUCACUUCUCUAAAUUCUCUGAUUAAAUUUGGACCUUUCCAUGUGGGAUAACCACGUGUUAAUUUUGCAUGUUUCAUUUUUCUGUAACCAGUGUAGGUCAUCAUGUAGAGCAUGGUCAGAUCGACAUAUUUCUGAUUCCUUAGUGAUCUGUUGCGAUAGAUGAACAUCAUCUAAUUAAUAAUUGCAUUAAUCUAAUGCAAUAAAAGGGAGGGAUUUGUCUUCCAAAAUGCCCCAUCCCCCUUCCCUCCACAGAGCAUAAUCAAAAGCAUGAACUUAAUGUAUUUUAGGGUAUUUUUCCUCUCUGCAUGGCUAUACAGUAUUUACACAGACAGUGUCAUACAGGUGCCCUUUGCAUAGUGUUAUUAACACGUCUAUAUACCAAAUGGCACCAAUUUUAUUUUACAAAUAUAUAAAUUGUUUGUGUUGAACCGUCUAAUAUUGACAGCUGAUAACAGACAGAAACACAAGAUUUGAUAGAUUUAGUAUUUGUCUCACAAGUAGAUGAUUGAGAUUAGGAUCUUUGGAAGAGGUUUGUACUCUGCUCACAUUUACUAAUGUUACCUCCACGAUUGCACACCUCCAAGUUACAUUGAAGAGUUUUUAAAUACAGACCUAGAUGUAUUCAGGCUCCAUUCAUGAUCAUAAAAAAGGGCGUUUUACACAUAAUUUAUGUACAAAAUAUGCCGAUUCCUGAGCACUUCAUUCCUGAAAGGAGUGUUGUAUGAAUAAAGUUUAGAUUUGUGGAAAUCAUCGAUCAAAUUUAAGUGGAUUUAACUUUAAUCUCUAAUAUAUUGAGUAAUUUUUCGAUCUGUUAUAAAUCCAGUAUCUGUGGUAUAGAGCAACUUUCCAGUAAAUGAAGACAAAUUAUUAAAGCCAUUCUGGAUCACCAAAUGAAUGCAUGGUUCCCAUGGCAACACAAUGAACAACCUACAGUUUGUUUUACUGUAACUGUUUUCUGCUGUACUCAGUAAAUUGGAAUAUAAAGUGUCUCAGCAUAAGCGUUACCAUGGUGAUUUUAUCAGACUAAUAGAGAGCCACCAAAAACUUUGUAGUUUACCCUUCAGAUGAGCAGAAGAAUCAACCAAACCCCUCCCCCCAAAAAAAUCAGCGCUAAAUGUAAAAGAAUCCCCAUUUCCACUUGUAUGCCUGAAAUGGAAAAGUUGUCAUUACACCAACUGACCACAAGAGGGCACAAGACGCUCUGCAGUCAAGCCUCGGAAAGGUGAAGCUGCAGAUUCCUGCUCAGCUCCGCUUGCUUCUAACUAAAUUUACCUUUUUCAGACUCCUUGUUUGUCAUGACUUGAGUUACAUCACCUGAGGCUGUUUCUUAGCUCUUUAUGAGCCAUUAAGUCUUGAUCCAAGUUUUUGUUUUUUAAGCCUAACAUUCAACUACCUACAGAAAUGGACUUUAAUGUGUAGAAUUAGCUGGUUUAUCUGAUUUUGGAUGGAUAGUUUUAACAGUCUGAGAAUGUCUGGUGGUAUUUUCACUGUGAAAAUAUUUAAAGCACACUCCCUGCGGAGCGGUAACUCUGGGAUCUCCUGUAUUUCUGUCUGUCACCACAGAGGAGGGGCUACAGUUUCUUGUGCCUUUACACAAAUAGUGGAGGUGAUGCAGUCAGAUUUAUUUUUUUUUUCUUUUUUGAGAUUAGCAUGAAUUUUCUCAUGUAAUAUCAAGCAACUGUCUCUUCUGUAUUCCUUGUGUUUACUGUGUGGGCAUAUUUUUAUCAAACCUGCCUGCACGAUGAUUAUCCGGCCAAGUAUUAUAACCCAAAGCUGAUCCCUCCUGGGAGCCCAUGUCUCUGAAUGUUGUGAUGGGUUAUUUAGUGGCAUUAAGAUGUUUUUUUUUUUUUUUUUUUUUUUGUAUGAAAAGGCAAUCAGUAUGUUUUGAAUUAGAAGUAGUAGUCAACGGUGAAUAGCCGAUGUGCUGCAUGGUGUGGGAGACUUUUGGAUGUUUUUACAUGUUAAGUGAGGCUGCUUUUUGAUGCAGGUCUCGUGCACAAAGUAAGAAGUACACAUAAGGAGUUAACAGUGUGGACAAGCCCAGCUUUUGUGCUCGUGAGGGUUAUCUACAGCAUGUAUUUCCUCCUUAAUCUCUAAACCCUGCAGCUGUUUAGAAACGAAUGUGACUCUGAAUUUGGACAGUGAGUUUGAUUUAUUCUUUGUAUUUUGUAAUAAACGUUGUAUCAGGUCAGAACAACCAGGAUUGCCUCCGAUUACUUGAGGAGACCAUAGUUCAUGAAAUAUUGAACAUACAGUAUUUAACAAAGAUAUCAAUAAAUCUCCUUAAUAUCAUGUCCUGUUUUCAAACCAUUUGAUCUCUUUGGCACAACGUGGUUCGAAGAGGCAACUGAUGUUUUUGCCCUGGUUUUUUUUUUCUUGACUAUCUGAUUCAACUUUGAUUGUGUACAAAGAAAUAUAACCGAUUGACUCUCGAGCAUGACAGAGUUUGUUUCAUGGUGAAGAUUGACUGUAAAAGUGAUGAACAAAUUACUUUAUAUUUGUUUGUUUUUCCCAAUGAGUGACUUGCCAGUGUGGCUUCCCUUCAUCUCAUUCUCUUUAUGUCUUUUAAUGCAAUGCAAUAUCUUGUUAUCCUUUUUUUUGUUUUGUUUUUCCUGAGAUUUUAAUGUGAACCGGCCUACACUACACGAAGCCCUCGGGGUCCCUGUCUGAGCUUCACCUCAUGACUCGGACUGUUGUCUACAAUGACCACUACUAAUGAUCACGUAACUGUAGUGCUGAAAGCUGAGACUUACUUGAAAGUAUUGUUCUUCAAUAAAGUUGAAGACAAUUUAAAAA
Melanotaenia boesemani (Boeseman's rainbowfish) is the source of this 5222-nucleotide messenger RNA. RefSeq names its product TLC domain containing 4b (gene tlcd4b). Gene Ontology annotation, biological process: lipid homeostasis. Gene Ontology annotation, cellular component: membrane; endoplasmic reticulum. The transcript is spliced from 7 exons. Bases 549 to 1361 code for a protein of 270 amino acids. The record is from RefSeq and is a predicted model, not a curated record. Lineage: Eukaryota; Metazoa; Chordata; Actinopteri; Atheriniformes; Melanotaeniidae.